AAUCUCUUCACAGGUUUAUGUUGUGUAUGAGUGAGAGGAGGAAGAUCAUCAUGCCACCUCACCUUGCAUACGGACACCAAGGAGGUAAGGAAAUCCCCGUCUCAGCCGGGCUGGUGUUCCAUAUUCAUGUGAUCUACUUCCACAACCCGAAAGACUCGGUGAAGGUGGAUGUGACAUUCAGACAGGGGGUGUGUAAUGAGACCAGCCAAGUUAAUGACUACAUCCAGUAUUACUACAACUGCACACAGAUGGAUGGCACACUGCUGUUUACCUCGUGAGUCUCACCAGGACACAACACUGUCUCACACACUCACACACACACACACACACAGACACACCUGCCUCCAUUCCUAAUAGAUUUAUAUUCUUAUUAAUGGCUUACAGAUCCAUUGGAUAUGAUUUAAAAUAAUUUUAGUAUUUUAGAAUUUUAGUAGAAUGCAGAAAGGUGUUCCUGAAGGUUACCUGUUCGUUUGGCUGGACGAGACGCCCAAGGAGCUUUUCAGGGCUAUGGACUUAAAUCAGGACAAUGAAGUUCCACAGGAGGAGGUGACACACACACACACAGAAAUUCUCUGUUCUCUAUAAUACUCUCUUAAGCUAGUCCAUACUCUAAUAUUUUCAAAUCGUUAAAAGAGAAUUCAGGGUGCAGGGCUAUGUGCUGCUAAGGGGGUGUGGCCAUGGCCCAUGAGUGUCACAUGGCUGCAGAACAUCGAGGAGACAUGUCUAGGUGCUAUGAUGUGGCCAUCACAUUAACUAAACAGGUCACACUAUUAAGUAUAAUCUGAAGCAUACCCAGUAAUUCUGCAUCUUGUGAUACCGAUAUUAACGUUUCUCUUCUUCUGUGCUUGAAAAGGUUGAAGUCCUGAAUAUCACCACAUUUAAAAUUGGAGGAAGAUGCAGAGAAAGAAAAAAGAGCACACACAUACAAACAAAACCAAUUCCUCUCUGAGAU
This is a messenger RNA of Tachysurus fulvidraco (yellow catfish), 952 nucleotides long. RefSeq names its product peptidyl-prolyl cis-trans isomerase FKBP10-like. NCBI's taxonomy places the organism in Eukaryota, Metazoa, Chordata, Actinopteri, Siluriformes, Bagridae. Gene Ontology annotation, molecular function: peptidyl-prolyl cis-trans isomerase activity. The transcript is spliced from 2 exons. The record is from RefSeq and is a predicted model, not a curated record. Bases 18 to 278 code for a protein of 86 amino acids.